UAGGUGGCGCUGCAGGCUGUGAGUCGCUGUCAGCGUUUGUUUAUUGAAGUAGUUGCAGGCCUGGCUGCUCGGCAGGCAGCCUAGUUAGUCCUAAUGAUUUUUCUUCAGUUCCACACUCGGAGACUGGUAACCCAGGUUUACUUUGGAUUGAAGCCAGGAUCAAGAAAGAAGGGCAUUGCGGUUGAUAUGGCGCGCCCAAGUUCUAAUCUGGCUGACUUUCGAGAAGCAUUUGCUAAGGCAAAGCAUAUAGCAGUUAUUACAGGAGCCGGGGUUAGUGCAGAGAGUGGAGUUCCCACUUUCAGGGGUGCUGGAGGAUACUGGAGAAAAUGGCAAGCUCAGCACUUGGCAACACCUGAGGCCUUCGCCAGGAAUCCCUCUCGUGUUUGGGAAUUUUACCAUUACCGAAGAGAAGUGAUGCUGACAAAAAGUCCAAACCCAGCACAUCUAGCCAUUGCAGAGUGUGAAGCUCGGCUCAGCAAGCAGGGGAGGAAGGUGGUGGUGAUAACACAGAAUAUUGAUGAGCUGCAUCGCAAGGCCGGGACACGCAAUCUCUUUGAAAUACAUGGUAGUUUAUUUAGGACCCGAUGUAACACUUGUGGCAGUGUGAAGGAAAAUUACAAGAGCCCUGUAUGUCCUGCUCUUGAAGGAAAAGGUGCCCCUGACCCUGAGGCUAUUGAUGCUGCUAUUCCAGUCGAGGAAUUACCAAGGUGUGAAGAAAAUGGCUGCCAUGGUCUCCUCCGACCUAAUGUUGUAUGGUUUGGUGAGACCCUGGAUUCUCAUCUUCUGGAAGAAGUGGAGAAAGAGUUGGAAAUAUGUGACUUGUGUUUGGUGGUUGGAACGUCAUCAGUUGUCUAUCCUGCCGCCAUGUUUGCACCACAAGUGGCAGCUCGAGGAGUGCCUGUUGCCGAGUUCAAUAUGGAGAGCACACCUGCAACCAUGGGCUUUGCGUUCCAUUUCCAAGGUCCAUGUGGAACAACAUUGCCUCCAGCACUUGCUCGCCAUGAAACGGAGCUUAUCUCUUGAACUUAACUUGCACAUUGUAUUGUAAGCAACUAAUGAACUGUUACAGUGUAUGAGCAAAAGAAGGAUUUGUUCAACAAAAUGGCCGCAGUUUCUGGGAGCCUGACAUUUUUACCACUUAUUUUUGGAGUCUCUUGAUGUCUUAAAAAAUUGUUCACUUGCACUAUA
Messenger RNA from Nanorana parkeri, 1188 nucleotides. RefSeq names its product sirtuin 5 (gene SIRT5). Bases 94 to 1023 code for a protein of 309 amino acids. The transcript has 9 exons. The record is from RefSeq and is a predicted model, not a curated record. Gene Ontology annotation, molecular function: protein-succinyllysine desuccinylase activity; protein-malonyllysine demalonylase activity; NAD+ binding. NCBI's taxonomy places the organism in Eukaryota, Metazoa, Chordata, Amphibia, Anura, Dicroglossidae.